Messenger RNA from Psilocybe cubensis, 1353 nucleotides. RefSeq lists its product as uncharacterized. Lineage: Eukaryota; Fungi; Basidiomycota; Agaricomycetes; Agaricales; Agrocybaceae. The record is from RefSeq and is a predicted model, not a curated record. Bases 1 to 1353 code for a protein of 450 amino acids. The transcript is spliced from 3 exons.
AUGUCGUCAGAUGCAGAUCACCACUACAACACACCUACCCUCUCACCCGAUAUCCAUCAAGAAAUAGCACUGCACUGCGACAAGGAAACCCUCCAAGCGUACUGCUCCGCGAGCUACCUCCUACGCCAAGUCGUCGCGCCAUUCUUCUUCAGAGCGUCGCACAUCAAACUCGGCAUCCAAUUAAAUUUUGAAUCAUCCGCUGCAUACCACAUGGCCAGUCAGCAAAACUACGAAGCGUGGGCUAGUAACUGUAUCAAGAAAUUCGAGCAGCUUUCGGCAAGCGGCUAUGCAAAGCACGUUCGUGAGCUGUCGUACCGCGGCUUCAAAACUUUGGAAGGCCCUAAGGACGGGGUUGAGACGUGGAAGACGCAGUAUCAUGAAACUGCAUGGGCCAUUUUUAAAAAGAGCCUCAGUCGAUAUACGCAAUUGAUAUCACUGCGAUUAGAAGACGUUGACAUUGAUGAUGAAGCUAUCAUAGUAAUGGGUACCUUGCAGACCCUCCAUCAUCUUUAUCUUACAGACAAUCCUGGAUUCAAAUGCACGGAGGAGCUUGCUAUGCACCACAACGUCCGUCCAGUACAAAGUUUGACCUACGAGCCGACGUUUGACACUGAUGAUGUUGAGAUUGAUGGUGAGCUUGGGGGAAUGUUUGUUGCAGCCGCAUGCAGCAAUAUCACGUCUCUGUACAUAAAAACAGUGAUAGGUGACGGCAUGCAACACAACCUUUACCGCAUUCUCAGCAACUGUCCGCUGCUUGAGACACUCAAUAUUGGAUUGGGUACACAGGACGACCCCAAUAUGGAUGAAACGGCACCGGAUGGUCUUGAACGUACUGCUAUGCCCAGGCUACGGGAUUACAGCGGCCCAGCCUACUAUGCACCUCUAGUCAAAGGCAGGCCAGUGGUUAAAAUCCAUGUGUACCCGUUACCUUACGACCUCGACGAUACCAAUGUUGCCGACUGGGUUCAUAGCACCUUUUCAGGCACCACUGCAGCCGUCGAGUCCUUUACCACGCUCUUCUUCCCAGGGGACGCCAUCAACACCUUUCUUGGCGCCAUAUCUAUAACUUUGCCGAGCCUCACAGAAUUGGAGAUGGAAAUUGAUGGUGAUUUUGACAAUGAGGUGCUUGAGUGUCUGGUGCAAGAUCUUCAUGAAAGAGUCUGCGUGAUACCGGCAUCAUUGCAAACAUUACGGUUAUUUUGGCUGAACGAGUCUGAACUUGAACUAAACGAUAUCGUUGACAAAGUAGUCGAAAUAUUAAGGAUGCCAGAACGGUUGGGGAAGUUAGAAUUCUUGACCAUUGGAAAGACCGAUCAUGAUUAUGUGAGUAAUACUAUAGCCCACUCCUUGUAG